Messenger RNA from Parasteatoda tepidariorum (common house spider), 4053 nucleotides. RefSeq names its product Ecdysone-induced protein 78C. Gene Ontology annotation, molecular function: sequence-specific DNA binding; zinc ion binding; nuclear receptor activity. Lineage: Eukaryota; Metazoa; Arthropoda; Arachnida; Araneae; Theridiidae. Gene Ontology annotation, biological process: regulation of DNA-templated transcription. The record is from RefSeq and is a predicted model, not a curated record.
CAUUCCUCUUGAAAAUUUUUUUUUUUUGUAACAACUUUUAAGCAUUCCCUUUUACGCAAUUGUUGACUGUUUCCAGAACCAGACUUUGAAAGUGCCUUAUUCUUAAACCGAACAUUGUGAUAUUUUAAGCUUGAAUUUGAAAUAUUUUAGUACAAGUUUUACUUGAAAGCGGUAGAGGAAAGAAAUUCAUGAAUGUUGUUUGUUCCACCUGUAUUAUCUAACACCCCUAAUCGCUAUGUCGCACCAUCGGUGAUUGCUGGAGGUUUCAAACACUCCGUAAAAAAUUCUUGACAUAGGACAAACUAUACAUUGAUAUGGACGUUUUUAUUAAAGUGGAAGAAUGUGGGUCUGCGGAAGAUUUCACAUCUUCAGUGACUUCGACUGUGGUCAGCCCCCUGGGCCACCCCCAUGAUGAUCAAAUGGCGGACUUGGGCUUUGACCCAGCCUCUUCAACAGAUUUUGGUAUCGGACUGUUUGACGACAAAAAGACAUUUUUUGAUCCUCUUGCUCCAAUGGCCGAGCCGGUCAGUACCUUCCAUCACAAUAUAAAAAAGGACUAUAACUACGAACCGGUGGUGACUAAUAUUCGGCCUGCAGCAGUUGUUAGUAGUGGGGACGAUAUGAGUUAUAUCACAUCGCCAGUGGUGACCAGUGGAUCACCGGACUUGAUGGGACGUAGUCCCCCACCAUUUUCCCCUAACAGUAGUGGACACUCUUAUCCAGGCAUAACACUUCUCUAUGAACAAAAAGGAGUUGAGAGUUCAACAACCCCUCAACGUAAAUAUGUGGCGCAGAAAGGAUAUUCACCAUCUAAAUCUUCAAGUUCUUCAUCUGAUCAAAGCUUUACGGCAGCUGAUUCAAACAGCAGCUCGACAACAAAGGCUUUUGUACCGUGCAAAGUAUGCGGUGAUAAGGCUUCGGGUUAUCAUUACGGCGUCACUUCUUGCGAGGGUUGUAAAGGCUUCUUCCGUCGAAGUAUACAAAAGAAAAUUGAGUACAGAUGCCUGAGAGACGAGAAAUGCCUUGUUAUACGACUUAACAGAAAUCGGUGUCAAUUCUGCCGAUUCAAGAAAUGUCUAGACGUUGGAAUGUCUAGGGACUCUGUUCGAUAUGGUCGUGUUCCGAAGAGGACGAGAGAACGUAUGGAAGAGAGCAGAGUGACCCAAUCUGAAGCUGACCAGUCUAUUAGGGAUAUCGAAAGCAAGGAACUAGCCAUGUACGAUAUGACACUGACCAUUGCACAAGCUUAUCACUCCAAUUGCGAUUAUUCUGAAUUAAAGACGAGGGGACUCGUGAGGAAACCUGCAAUAUUUAGUCUCGACGAGUUCCACACAGGCAAUGGGAAUGAUGGCCAGACACAAAUAGCCUUGCCAGACAGCCUGGAGCAUCAGAAGAUCAUUAUGUGGCAACAUUUUGCGGCUGCUCUCACACCUUCCAUUCAGAGGCAGGUGGAAUUCGCCAAGAAAGUGCCCAGUUUCCUAAGCCUAACUCAGGACGACCAACUAAGACUUAUCAAGAAGGGAUUCUUCGAGAUCUGGGUGGUGCAUGCAUCUAGGCUAAUCGCAGACAAUACCAUCACUUUCUCGGACGGCACCUACAUCACUCGACAACAAGUUGAACUGAUGUUUGAUUACGAGUUUGCUUUGUCUCUGUUCAACUUCAUGACGUCACUCAAUAGCCUAGAACUAAGUGACUCCGAGAUUGCUCUUUUUUCUGCAAUAGUACUACUUACAUCAGAGCGAUCGAAUGUCGAUAAUUACAAGAUGAUAGACCAGAUGCAAGAGAAAGUCACGGAGGCUCUGAAAAUCCAGGUUGCAAAAAGCCACCCUGGAGAACCGAACACCUUUCCCAUGCUCAUGAUGAAGUUGCCGGAGUUGAGAUCACUUGGCGCAAAGCACGAAGAACACCUCAAUUGGUUCAGGGUGAAUUUAAAUUUUGAACUCGUCAAGAUACCGCCACUCUUUGCUGAGGCGCAUGACAUGAACCAGCCACCACACCAGCAAAUGAGAUACGAACAGCAAUAAUUAUAACAGUAUUUCUUACGUCGAAAGAAGCUGUCUUCAAGAUGUUUUUCUGCAGCACUAUGGAGAAAAGGACUCUAUAAAAGAAAAAAAAUAAUGGAAGAAAUCUGUUGUACUAAAAAUGAAAGAAAAAAACGAUAAAUUCAAUUACAAAAACUAGAGACUGGACUAAAAUUUGUUGACGAUUAAAAGCGUAAUAAGCCCAUGCAUAUUUGUUCUCAAGUAAUUAUUGGCUUUACUUUAUUGAAUUUUGUUAGUCUUCAGGACCAAUAUUUUGUUAGUAUUUAUUUUAUUCAUUGCUAUAUGUUUUACCACCUUUACAAGAUUGUGUUUGGUGAUUGUUCAUUAUAGACAUCAUUUUUUUGUCUGUCCUUAACAAGAAAAGAUUUGCAAAGGACGCUUAGGUAAUAUAAUUUAUGCUCCAUUUGCUUGUGUAAGGCUUUUAUGUCAUCGUUUAAAAUCGUCUGCUUUGUGGUACUAAUCAAUACAUUUAUCAUUUGAUUUUAUAAUAAUUUUAAGAAUUGUUCCUUCACCAAUUUUAAAUGAUUUCAAAUUGUUUUACUAUGAAUAAAUUAAUAUCAUGACAUAAAAUCAGUAUUCAUAUUAUUUUUUGAAAACGAAAGUUUUUUUUUUUUUUACCAAUUAAUGUUGGAAUUAAACUGAUUCAAGUGGAUGAUUAAAGUCUUCUUUUUUUUAAAAUCAGUAAUCGUCUGCUUUUAUUUAAAAGUCGUUUGUUGAUCAAUUAUAGAUUUAACAAUUCUUAUUCACAUGAAUGUUUAAAUUUCGUUUGGAUAUAUUUUAUAAAAUCAUUGCAUCGCUGUGCAUUUAAUGUUUAUUUAUUUACUUGUUAGUUAAUGGGUACCCUACCUCAUUCCUUUGUUUACAAACGUUUCCGUCCUUUAAUGUUCAUUUUAUAAAUGUAAUUUCGUUUACGAUUCGUCCCACAUUUAUGUCUCAUUCAUGCGUCCUUUGUAAUUCUUAGUAAAACUAAAAAAUGGUGUUAAGUUAAUAUUUUUGCUUGCUUUUUUUCAUUUUUGAAUUGUUGAUAAAAUCUCAUUAAUACAAUAGUUUAUUUUAAUAUGCAAAUACUACUAUAUAUAAUCGAUUCAUUUUAUUAUACAGUUAAAAAACUUCUUAUAAAUUCGUUUAUUUUAAAUGAAUUUCAAUCAACAGCAUUCCAAUUGUUUCUGUAAAAAUGGUUUUUAAAAAUGAUACUUAAUUAUAAAACACAUCUUAUAGUUACGAAUUGAAUUUUAAUUUGUUUUUAUAAAUUUUUUCUACUUGUUAAAAUAUUUCUAGUUAUAAAAUUUAUUGAUAUUGGGAAUUAUGCUGUUCUCUGUAACCAAGCAAUAUAUAUUUUCUUAUAAAAAUUACCAUUUUUAACGACAGUUGUAAUUGUCUCAUUUCAACUUGUUAAAAAGCUUAUUGAUGUGAAAUUAAGAUUGAUUUACUUGUUAUAAUCAUCAAUAUUAGUUUUAAAAAAAAAGAAAAACAAAAAAUGUUUAAUUGUGGGCUACAGAACUUUUGCAUUUAUAACUUUGUUCGGAAAAAAAAAGUUUAAAAUUAUGAACUUUUUUGGAGGAAAAAAAAUCUUUUUGCUUGAAAAAAAAUAUUCAAAAUCGUAAAUCAUGAAAAAACAAGAGCUGUUUAUUUUUUUUAAAAGUGUCAGUAAAAAAUAAUUUUUUUAUAAAAAUCCUCUCUUGCUCAAGUUUACUUACUCAUUUAUUAUAUACAAUUGACACAAGUUAAUGUUUUAAUAGAAGAAAAAUAGAUUAUAGUCACAGCUUGCUGAAUUACAAAUUAAAUUAUUACUAGAAGAAAUCAUGAUUAUUUUUUUAUAGAUUUUUAUACUUUCUACUAACUACAGUAAACUCUGUCAAAGACGAGCGCUGUUAUGAAAUAGAAUUUUGCCAACAGCAGAAAAUUUUUAGGAUCUGGCACACUCUAUUAUAAAUAACAUUAAUUUAAUUAAUAUAAUCUAAAAUCUGUUUAAGAGAUACAUAUUUAAUUAUUUCCAUUUUAAAUAACUUUA